Messenger RNA from Anolis carolinensis (green anole), 611 nucleotides. It is a transcript of the gene tmem213, whose product is annotated as transmembrane protein 213. NCBI's taxonomy places the organism in Eukaryota, Metazoa, Chordata, Lepidosauria, Squamata, Anolidae. The transcript is spliced from 3 exons. The record is from RefSeq and is a predicted model, not a curated record. Bases 125 to 403 code for a protein of 92 amino acids.
UCCCACUUGCCUAGACACAACCUUUGACUUUGUCUUCUACUGUUUCACUCACCUCUCUGGGAGCUGCUGGUAACUUUGGUCCUUAACUCCUCAGCUGUAUCAGACUGGGGUUCAACCUUUAUCAAUGGAUCUCCUCUUCCAUUUUGCUGCCACUGUCCUCUUGCUACUCUCUGUUUCCCGGAGUGCUUUUUCAGAAGAAACUGAAGUACAUUCUGGCAACAACUCAUGUCCUGAUCCUGAAUUCUGCACACUGGCAUCCAAAUGCUGUCAAUUUGGAGUGGAUGACUAUGGCUGGAUUGCUGCAGCAGUUGGCUGGAGCCUCUGGUUUAUCACCCUUAUCCUUCUCUGCAUUGACAAGAUCAUGAAACUCAAGCCUGAUGAACCCAAGUAUUUGGAAGCAUGAUAUCUGUUCAAGCUGACACCUGCUUGUGACUACUGUGUGAAGAAAUUCAUUAAGCUGAAGAAUGUGUUAAGGCCCAAGAAGGACUGUGCACUGACAAGUUAUGUUUUAUUGUUUUUAUACAUCUCUGUAUUUUCCCAAGUAUUUUGAAGGUAUUUAUUUGCUGUCCAUUCAGGGUUUUAGCAAUAAAGGUUGUGUGUGUGCAAAUGAG